This is a messenger RNA of Loxodonta africana (African savanna elephant), 942 nucleotides long. Its product is annotated as olfactory receptor 1I1. Gene Ontology annotation, molecular function: olfactory receptor activity; G protein-coupled receptor activity. Gene Ontology annotation, biological process: G protein-coupled receptor signaling pathway. The transcript has a single exon. The coding region runs from base 1 to 942 and encodes 313 amino acids. Gene Ontology annotation, cellular component: plasma membrane. Lineage: Eukaryota; Metazoa; Chordata; Mammalia; Proboscidea; Elephantidae. The record is from RefSeq and is a predicted model, not a curated record.
AUGGAACCAGAAAACCAAACAACGGUCUCAGAAUUCCUCCUCUUGGGGCUCUCAGAAAAGCCCGAGCAUCAGGCCCUCCUCUUUGGGCUGUUCCUGCCCGUGUACCUGAUCACCAUCACUGGGAGCCUGCUCAUCAGCCUGGCCAUCAUCAAGGACUCCCGCCUCCACACGCCCAUGUACUUCUUCCUCACCAACCUGUCCCUUGUCGACAUCUUCCUCUCCUCCACCACUGUCCCCAAGAUGCUGAUGAACAUCCAGGCCCAGAGCAGAACCAUCCCCUUUGCGGGCUGCCUGGCGCAGAUGUACGCUUUCCAUCUGUUUGGCACCAUGGACAGCUUCCUCCUGGCCGUGAUGGCCAUUGACCGGUUGGUGGCGAUCAUCUACCCUCUGCACCACUCGGUCAUCAUGAGCCCCCGUGUGUGUGGGUUGCUAGUGGGGGUCCCAUGGGUGAUCACCAACCUCCAGUCCCUAGUGCACACCUGCCUCAUGGCCCAGCUGACCUUCUGUGCUGGCUCUGAGAUCCCCCACUUCUUCUGUGACCUCAUGCCCCUGCUGAAGCUCUCCUGCUCUGACACACACAUCAAUGAGCUGGUCAUCUUUGCUUUUGGCAUUGUCAUGGGCAUCAGCCCGCUGUCCUGCAUCCUUCUCUCCUACAUCUGCAUCUUCCACACGGUCUUUAAGAUCCCUUCUGCCCGGGGCAAGUGGAAAGCCUUCUCCACCUGCAGCUCCCACCUCACGGUGGUGUCACUGUUCUACGGGACCAUCUUCGCUGUGUACCUUCAGCCCGCAUCACUCACCUCCUCACAGAAAGACAAAGUGGCGGCCCUGAUGUGUGGUGUGGUCAUCCCCAUGCUGAACCCCUUUAUCUAUAGCCUAAGGAACAAGGACAUGAAGGCGGCUCUGAGGAAGCUCAUAGGCAAAGCAGCCUCCUUUCAGUUCUAG